AUGGCCGACUACGGAGAGCUGCAGCCCUUGGUUGCGAACGGCAACGACAAGAUGAUGGAGCUGGACCUUGGCGGGGUGACGAGAAUGCAGGGUACCUCCGUGGACGUUCCGACCAAAUACGGUCCAAUCUCGGUGACGGUGAUGGGGGACCGCAAGGCCAGCCCGUGCAUCACGUUCCACGACGUCGGCCUGAACCAUCAGGCCUGUUUCCAGGGCCUUCUGGUGUGCAGCGCCUCGCGGCCGCUGCUCGUCAAGAAUUUCUGCUUCUACCACAUCGAUGCUCCUGGAUGCGAGGAUGGCGCUGUUAAAGUUCACUCCAAUGCCCUGCCCUUGACUGUCCACAAAAUUGUGGAUAUGGUCGCUGCUGUCGUUGACCAUUUCCAGCUCAAUGAGAUUUUGGGCUUGGGUGUUGGCGCGGGGGCCUACAUCUUGACGAAGUAUGCUGCACAAUAUCCGAAGAAAAUGUCCGGUCUGAUCUUGGUCUCACCCCCCUGUUUGGUGCCUGGCUGGUGGGAGUGGGCUGUUGGCAGCUAUGCCGUGUGCCAGCUCAGCUUGCUGGGCAUGGUGGACUCUGUGAAGGAGCAUCUCCUUGCAAAACUUAUUCAUUCGAAAGGACAGGAAGGGAACUUGGCACUGUCCUUGAAGCAUGAAAUGGCCUCCAUCUGUUCUCAUGGCGUCUUGCAGUAUCUGUCGGCGAUCCUCAGGCGCCCGGAUCUGUCUGAAGACAUUCAGAAGUUGAAGUGUCGAACGUUGGUUCUGUGUGGAGAGGAGUCCGUCUACAGGAGCGAUUGUCUCCACAUCAACACCAUCAUCGACCACACGCAUGCAGCCUGGGUGGAGGUGCCAGAGUGUGGGUGCCUGGCAACAGAGGAGAAACCCAAUGAGCUCCUUUCGCCGAUAACCCUGUUUCUGACAGCCCUCCAGCAGACGGGUUAUGGCUUCGGUUGGGAUCUCAGCUGA
Molecule: messenger RNA, 960 nt
Organism: Ostreobium quekettii
Lineage: Eukaryota; Viridiplantae; Chlorophyta; Ulvophyceae; Bryopsidales; Ostreobiaceae
Source: the annotation of a GenBank genome assembly